Messenger RNA from Achroia grisella, 1367 nucleotides. Its product is annotated as UPF0415 protein C7orf25 homolog. The transcript is spliced from 8 exons. The record is from RefSeq and is a predicted model, not a curated record. The annotation marks the transcript as partial. Lineage: Eukaryota; Metazoa; Arthropoda; Insecta; Lepidoptera; Pyralidae.
AAUGCAAUAGAAAUGUCUUGCGGAGAUCUUUUAGGCAUGCUAGAUGAAAAAAUAAAAUUUGGCGAGAGUUUAAUCUCAAAACUGAAUUUGGUGCAACACUUAGAUGGAGUUAUGAAAUUACAAAGAAAAAUCCGGCAAGAAGUAGAGUUCUUAAAAAAGUUACAGAAAUCAAAGAAAGUUAAAAUUGAACAACUAUCAUGUUCCAAUUUGCGGCAUCUGGGUGCCAUGGUGGAGUGUACCAUGAGACCAGGAGUUGUAGCUGUGUGCAAAAUAUUUCACAUAGAUGAUAAUAAUAAAUUAGUUAUUGAUAUCAUUAGUGAAGAUGGCAAGAUAUGGACUAAAGUAAUAGCACGAAAUCCAAAAUCCCUCACGGCAUUGAGUACUGGUAAUGCAUCAUAUGGAGCAAGAUCUAUUCUUGAUCAGGCUGAUGAUUAUUUAGAGUGUGCUAAACUAUAUCCAUGUAUGUAUCAGUCACCAAAGGUAAUAUUUGAAUUUAUGAGUGGUAUAGAACAAAAUCUAGCUAAUAAGCUGAAGGCUGUAGGGGUUAUAGUCAAAGGAAAUAUCUUGCCUGAUUCAAAUCCCAUUGAGGACUGUGAUGAUUCAUGGGAGUCUGAAGAUACUGAUGAAGAAACUGUAUGUAAAAGUCAGGAAAUAGUACUGCAUGACAUAGAACAAUGCAUAGAAGAACACUCAGAGAUUACAACACUGAACCUUGAUGUCACUGCUAUGAUGGCAUAUGUCAGCAACAUGACCAAUGGUCAUUGCAAAUAUGUUUUUAAACAAGAUGUACUAACGCAGCAGUCUGCAUGGGAAGCAGACAGGCCUGUGAAACCUGUUUUGGAUAAAUUCUUUGAAGGAAAGAUAUUAAUUUGUUGUACUACAGCUUGGGAUGAUUUUCAAAAGAUUGUUGACACUUUGGGUGGACCAAUGGAAAAGAAAAGGACAGAAGAAUUAAAGGAAAUUAUUAAAGUGAUUCCAGAUGAUUUUGGUGGUGAUGAUGAUUACCCAAGAAGGAAUCUUAAAGUAAGGGGUCAUGUUCGUUUAAGAUCAAAGAUUGUAUUUAAUUUUGGACAUAGAAUGAAGGCUCUUACAGUGUCGGCAAAUGAAGGUUUUGUUAGAGCGGCCCGGCAGCAGGGUGUGACGUAUGCCGCAUUUAUACACGAGUCUAGAGCACUCACAGAAAGUAAAGAAGCCACUGCCACUGGAAUAUUAUGACCCGUUGGAGCUAUUACUACUGCAUUUUUUUUUAAUUUAAAAGUAAUUAAUUACCACAAUUGGUGACAUCUUUGAAUCUGAUUUUGAUUGAUUAAUUUAUAUAAUAAUAGGUAUAACUAAUGCUGUGAUUAUUAUACAUUUUAAAUAUAUAA